AUUUACGAACAACUUUGUAUUUUUAAUAAUUUUGUUUUUUAAUAGGAAAUAUAAUCUACAAAAACUUAUUAUCACUCAUUUAUCAACCAUAAACCAUCAAGGAUGUCAGAGAAUACAUUAGAAAGUAUGGAAAAUCAGUUGGAGCUGUUUAUAGAGAAUAUUCGUCAAAUCGGAAUCAUAGUCUCAGACUUUCAGCCACAAGGGCAAGCAGUAUUAAAUCAAAAGAUACAGACGCUCAUCUCAGAUCUUCAGAAAAUCGACAAAUAUCGCAGUAAAAUUGAAGGAAUCUCAAUUCCUCUUGCCGUCUGUACAGACUACAUCGAUCAAGGCAGAAAUCCUCAGUUAUACACAAAAGACUGCAUCGAGAAAGCACUUUACAAAAAUGAGGAAACAAAAGGAAAAAUUGACAUGUACCGAAAAUUUAAAGCAAAUUUACUUGUUGAGCUCCAACAGAACUUCCCACAUGAAAUUAACAAGUAUCGAUCAUUAGAAAAGUUUUAUAACACUAAACAAGAAUAACAUGCUGUAACAUUAAGUCCUCAAAAGUCCUAUUUCAAUAAAUCAUAUUUAUGAUAUUUUCGUUUAUAAGCCGCGUAUUAAAAUUAAAAAUGUAAACAAAUUUAAAUUUGGGACGUAGGCUUAAAAGAGGGGGUGGGCUUAUAAAGGAAAAUUUGACCUGAAAUUUAACUGAAAAUAAAGAUAAAUUUAAUUAAAGAAACUCGA
This is a messenger RNA of Chironomus riparius, 723 nucleotides long. The record is from the annotation of a GenBank genome assembly. NCBI's taxonomy places the organism in Eukaryota, Metazoa, Arthropoda, Insecta, Diptera, Chironomidae.